AUGGCAUACCUGUGUGCAUCUACCCUUCUAUCUUUCACCGUGAGACGACAAGAGCCAAUUCUAGUUCGUCCGGCAAAGCCAACGCCCCACGAGCUGAAACAACUCUCCGACAUCGACGACCAAGAAGGUCUUCGAUUUCAAGUCCCCGCGAUUUUCUUCUACCAACCCAACCCUUCCGUUCAAUCCAAAGACCCGUCCCACGUAAUCCAACAAGCCCUGUCCCAAGCACUCGUGUUCUACUACCCGUUCGCCGGAAGACUGGUCGAAGGGCAUAAUAGAAAACUCUCCGUCAAUUGCACCGGCGAGGGAGUCCUCUUCACUGAGGCCGACGCCGACGUCGAGCUCCGCUGCCUCGACGUUGGGCCGGGACAACCUUACCUGGCAGAGCUCCUCCACAACUUCCCUGGGUCGGACGGGAUCACUGGGUGCCCACUCCUCUUAUUUCAGGUGACCCGGUUCAGAUGCGGCGGGUUUGUUGUCGCCGUGAGGCUGAACCACACCAUGAGCGACGGUUCUGGGUUAGUUCAGUUUCUGAACACGGUGGCGGAGUUUUCUCGAGGUAGUGGGGCAGAGGUGGUGGUGUUGCCCUCUGUGCCACCAGUGUGGCAGAGGGAAGUUCACUCUGCGAGACGGCCUCCCCGUGUCACGUGCUUUCACCAGGAGUACGAGCAACGGGCUAGCGUAACCAUGUCCGGUCACUGCCAGUGCCACCAACUCCAGGACUUGGUCCAUGGAUCUUUUUUCUUUGGCCCGAAAGAGAUGAGAGCCAUUCAAAGCCAACUUUCCGAGAAGUGCACCACGUCUGAGGCUCUCACCGCCUGCUUGUGGAGAACUCGAACUCGGGCCCUCGGGUUUGACCCGGACGAGAUCGUUCAGGUCUCGAGCCUCGUCGACGUCCGAGGAAAGCUGCACAUACCUGAUGGGUACUACGGCAACGCGAUAGUCUAUCCAGCUGUGGCGGCAAGGGCGGCGGUGCUGGCGACAGAGCCGCUGGGGUACGCGGUGAGGCUCGUGAAAGCUGCAAAAGCCCAGGUGAGCGAAGAGUACGUACAGUCGGUGGCGGAUCUUAUGGUGACGAAGGGGAGGCCUAUGUACACGACAGCGGGGAACUUUUUGGUUUCAGACACAACCUGGAUUGGGUUUGACGGGUUGGAUUUCGGGUGGGGGAAACCAGAGUACGGUGGUCCCGCGGCAGGCGUAGGGCCGAUUUGUUUCUACGCGCGGUACAAGGGAAGUGGUGGAGUAGCUGGGCGUGUUGCAAUGCUCUGCUUGCCGAGGCCAGCGAUGGAGAUGUUCAAGAGGGAAUUGAACGAAAUAACCAGAGAGGGCCGUGUCAGAAUGGUUAUAAAAACCUCGCUUUAA
Messenger RNA from Thlaspi arvense, 1362 nucleotides. NCBI's taxonomy places the organism in Eukaryota, Viridiplantae, Streptophyta, Magnoliopsida, Brassicales, Brassicaceae. The record is from the annotation of a GenBank genome assembly.